GCAGUCCACCAUUACGGUGCCGACUCGGGCACGCAACUCCGCCGAUCUCCUCCCACCCCCAAACCCCCCCUACCCCGCCCCGCCUCGCCGGAACCCUAGCCCCCGGCCGCCCCCUCCCCUUCCCUCCGCCGGAUCCCCCGAUCGCCCGGCGCGAUGGACUCCGACGUCGAGAUGAACGCCGCCAGCGACGAGGAGGUGAUGGACGACGAGGACUACUACGACUACGACUACUGCUACAGCGAUGCGGGCGACGACGGGAGCGGCGGCGGUGACAGCGAAGGGGAGCUGGUGGCCGGGGACUACGACGAGGGCCUCGAGGCCGAGGGGACCGACGAGGUGGUCUCCAGGCGGGAGCAGACCUUCGCGGUUUUAAGCGAAGAAGUUAUCUCUGAACGUCAAGAAGAAGAUAUAAGCAAAGUAUCUGCUGUGUUAUCAAUUAACCGGGAAGAGGCAUGUGUUCUCCUGCAUCACUAUAAAUGGAACAUCAGCAAGUUGAGUGAUGAAUGGUUUGCCGAUGAAGAAAAAGUCCGCCAUACUGUUGGCUUACUUUUGAAUGGAAAUGACCUUCCUCGCUUGAGGAAGCUAACUUGUGGAAUAUGUUUUGAAGGGUAUUCUUCUGAUAUGAUGAGCUCUGCUGGUUGUGCUCAUUUUUAUUGCCAUGAAUGUUGGGAAGGCUAUAUUAGUGCUGCAAUAAGUGGUGGUCCAGGAUGCUUAUCGUUGCGGUGUCCUGAUCCAUCAUGUGGUUCUAUGGUUCUUCAAGGGAUGGUUAAUAAAUUAGCCAAAGAUGAGGAUAAAGAAAAAUUUGCACGAUUUCUCUUACGUGCAUAUGUUGAAGGUAGCAAGAAGACUAAAUGGUGUCCAGCUCCUGACUGUACAUGUGCAGUGGAGUUUCUUGGUGACGAGAACUAUGAUGUCUUAUGCAAUUGCAAGUUCAAUUUUUGCUGGAAUUGCACCGAGGAAGCUCAUCGACCAGUGAAUUGUGAGACUGUAUCUAAGUGGAUAUUGAAGAACAGCGCAGAAUCUGAAAAUAUGAACUGGAUACUGGCUAAUUCUAAGCCUUGUCCAAAAUGCAAACGGCCAAUAGAGAAAAACCAGGGAUGCAUGCAUAUGACUUGCACCCCUCCUUGCAAAUUCGAGUUCUGCUGGUUAUGUCUGGGUGCAUGGUCAGAUCAUGGAGAGAGAACUGGUGGCUUUUAUGCCUGCAAUCGUUACGAAUCAGCAAAGAAAGAGGGAGUUUAUGAUGAGACUGAAGCAAGGAGGGAAAGAGCUAAAAACUCGCUUGAGCGAUAUAUGCAUUACUAUGAGCGCUGGGCAUCAAAUCAGACAUCGAGGCAGAAGGCCCAAGCGGAUCUGCACAAAGUGGAAAAGGAACAACUUGCAAAGUUAACUGACAUUUUUGGGAUACCAGAGACCCAGCUGAAGUUCAUAAUUGAAGCUUGGUCGCAGAUUAUAGAAUGCAGGAGAGUGCUGAAAUGGACAUAUGCUUAUGGCUACUAUCUAGAUGAUAAGGUCAAGAGUGAAUUUUUCGAGUACCUUCAAGGUGAAGCUGAGUCUGGUUUGGAAUGUCUGCAUCAAUGUGCCGAGAAAGAUUUGCAAGCAUUUUUGCCUUCUUUGAAACCUGAUAGCAACGAAACUAUGACAUCAUCAGCUGCGGAUUUUGGUGAUUUCCGCGUGAAGCUUGCUGGGCUCACGAGUGUUACUCGGAAUUACUUUGAGAAUCUUGUUCGAGCUUUGGAAGCUGGGUUGGAGGAUGUCCGUGCUGCUGGCCAGGCCGGUGCUACAUCCAGCACGGCCACCAGUUCCAAGAAAGGUGGAACUAAAUCCAAGAAGAAGCAACACUCUAAACCAUCAUCUGACCACACUGAUGACAGGUGGCCCUGCGAGCGCUGCACAUAUCGGUGGCGUCUAUUUGCAGCGCGCGCGGCUGGCCGCGAUUCCAUCGCAGAAGCCGCCCCGCUGCUGCUCCCCCGCCUUCCACCGCCAUCCCCGGCUUCGGCGCCGUCGCCACCGCCUACCACCGCCGCCGCCGCUAACCAAGCUCGCCGCCGCGCCGCCCGUCCAUCGUCGCCUCCUCCUCGACCCCGCCGCCGGCCACCGCCCACCGGAUGUCCGGCCCUGCCCGGCUGGCGGCGCGGGCCUCGCCCUCUGCCGGCCAACCCGCCACCUCCGCCGGGCCGCCGCCGCCCCCGGCCCCUCCUCUAGGACCGCCGGCCAUGGAAGCCCCGGCAACCCGGAACCCUAAAGUUCCGCCGCCUCGACCCCCAACCCGGCCGCCGGCGACCUCGCCGGCGGCCAUUUCGCCCACCUACCACCCCUCCCCCUCCACCCUCCCCCAAGCUCGCCGGCUGCCGCCCCCCUCCCCAGGCUGGAGGUAGAAGAUGAACAGGGCGGGCGCCGCGCGUGUUCUGUGAUGCGUCGCUAGGAAAUCGCGCGCGUGAUGAAUAGACUUUGCGGCACAUAUCUCAACCUUCCUACAGUGGAUGCGUGCAGUGUCUGCGAAAAAAUUAGGUACUAGAUGAGGGAACAGCUCAAGGGAGCCCCCUCAAGAAAAUCUCAAAGCUCAUGAGACAGAGGGGUGCUCUCCCUCCUGCAUCGGAUGUCAUGAGGAAGCUUCCAGCAGUUGUGAUGGUUGGGGUUCAUUUGGUUUGCUAGUCUGUGUGUGCUGUUCCUUGUAAAUAUUAGCUGUGAAGUGCUGUGUCUAUGUGGUGGGUUUUGCAGCUGACCGACCUGUGAAACUGAACUUGGAGGUAGCUCUAUUUAUUCCCACAAAAUAUUCCAGGGUCCUUGUAUUUGCAUCUAAGGACUUGACUAUGGUUAUACUUACCUAGACUGCUAAGUGUAUAUUACCACGCCUUGCAUCAUGUUAAUCUGGGUGCUCUUAAAGAUGGCUAAAACUGUAACCUCGAUGGUAUGCUCACUUCCAGUUCCCUGUUUCUGUGAAA
This is a messenger RNA of Panicum virgatum (switchgrass), 2942 nucleotides long. Its product is annotated as probable E3 ubiquitin-protein ligase ARI8. Lineage: Eukaryota; Viridiplantae; Streptophyta; Magnoliopsida; Poales; Poaceae. The coding region runs from base 154 to 2202 and encodes 682 amino acids. The record is from RefSeq and is a predicted model, not a curated record. Gene Ontology annotation, molecular function: zinc ion binding; ubiquitin protein ligase activity; ubiquitin conjugating enzyme binding. The transcript has 15 exons. Gene Ontology annotation, biological process: protein polyubiquitination; positive regulation of proteasomal ubiquitin-dependent protein catabolic process; ubiquitin-dependent protein catabolic process. Gene Ontology annotation, cellular component: cytoplasm; ubiquitin ligase complex.